AUGACUUUACUUUUGAUUCAACUUCCAGAAAAUGUUCUUGUACAAAUAAUGGAAGAACUAGAUUUUCGCUCUUUGGUCUCCCUUCGAAAAGUUUGCCACGACCUCUGUAACUUUAUUGAUGACGUCAUUCCCUCAUCUGGCAUAUCCGAAAUCUAUGUCAGAAUCAACACAAAAAAGAUAUCUCUAAGAUUUAUGGAUGACAAUAUCGAUUUUCUUGAUAAAUCGAUUCAAAUCAAUUAUCACAAUCAUAAGAAAGGAUGCUCAACGGUGAAAAAUUCAAGUGGUGGGAAAAAGAAAAAACGAGUUGGAUUGGAAGAUUUCGUUAUUUUCUUCUGGCAAGACCUCGAGACAGUUUUGAAGCAUCAGAAAUCGAUUUUGAAGAAUUUCAGUCUGGUUUUGGAGCAUUAUGAGGAGAAGAUGUUGGAGAAAAAAGAUCAGAUUUUGACAGAAUUUUCCAAAGAAAUCAUGGAAAAAAUCAAGGAGAACUUGACAUCUAGAAUAGUUCCCUUGAAAGUCAAAGAAAUCGAUUUUGGGAUAAUAGAUCAAAUGGAGAUGUUGCAAAUCCUUCCAUUCAUAGACUCCAAAACUGUGGAAAAAAUCUCAAUUGGAAAUUCGAAAGGAAUGGGACCUCAAAAUAUAAAAAUCGAUGACAUCACAAAGUUGAAGCAGUGGAAAUCAGCAAGCGAAAUCAAAAUCAAUCACGAUUUUUAUAUUUCAGAGUCAAUUUCAAGUUUUGCACAUUUCCAAAAAGUGGAAAUUCAUAUGAAAAUGAUAGGUUCAGAUGCAGUUCGAGUUUUGAGACAAACUUUUCAAAGUUCUCCAAACAUGGAUCAUUUCGAAAUUUACUACGAUCCAUCAAGGGAAAGGCAAGACUUGAGAACACUAUUUGGCCAUCGGUUCGAUGGAAGUUACGAAGAUGAAAAUGGAGGAGCGAGGUGGAUUUUCAAGAUUCGUGGAGACCCAAAAAAUGUGAUAUCGAUUCAAACCAAUAUGCAUUCUUGGUUGUGUAUAACUAGAGUUCAAUUGGCCGAUAUUCCGAAUCUACGACUUCAUUGA
Messenger RNA from Caenorhabditis briggsae, 1056 nucleotides. Gene Ontology annotation, molecular function: protein binding. Gene Ontology annotation, biological process: innate immune response. NCBI's taxonomy places the organism in Eukaryota, Metazoa, Nematoda, Chromadorea, Rhabditida, Rhabditidae. Bases 1 to 1056 code for a protein of 351 amino acids. The transcript is spliced from 3 exons. The record is from RefSeq and is a predicted model, not a curated record.